ACCGCCUUAAAAUAUAUCGUAUCCAAGUCAAGAUAGCCCAAAACGAGGGCGCGAUCCCAAAUUUUUCUCCCCCUCUCCCGCUCUCUUCUUGACCCUAACCGAACCAAACCCUAACCCGACCCUAACCCUGGUUAUCGAUUUCCAAGGCGGCCCAUCCGAUCUCUCUCCGUCUCUUCCCCCGUGUUUCUGAAACCCUAACCCUAGCGGGAGCCGAUAUCCAUAACCCUAACGCUUGAUCUUAUCUUUUGUUAAUUUAUUUUGUUAUUCCCACUUCAAUCUCCUUCACCUAAUCCUAGUUCUAUUUGGAGCCGAUCAACGGCGCCGUUCUUGCUGGAAUCGCGAGAUCCGGCCGUGGCCUCGACGGGAUCCGACGCCAUGGUGGUGAACAGGCGGCCGGUGAAGCGGGCGAAGAGAAGGGUGACGGCAGAUCUGUGCGAUUUUCUGAAUUUUCCGGCCCCCGGCGACGGGAUCUCCGAUGGCCUCGACGGGCCGUUCCGCGUGAGCGUCCGGGAGUUUCUAGUGCGGCACGCCCGGCUGCCGCCGCCAUCGUCGAUCUUGUUGCCCUCCGCGGUCGCCUCGCCGCAUCUGAUACCCUGGCGGAUCACGUUGCGGGUGGGUGAUUUAGAAGGCGCUGUCGUCGAGCUUAACGUUGUAGAAGAGGACGUGUUGCGAUCAAAAUCGAUCUACUGCGAUCACUGUAGAAUUGUAGGGUGGAGUGGCCACCCCGUCUGUGGAAAGCGUUACCAUUUUAUAAUCCGAAAUGAUAGCAAGUCAUCAUGUGGUUGUCGCCAGACUUGUAUGCAUUGCGAAACCUUGUUGCCCUUGCCCGACACAAGGUGUAUUAAAUGCAAAUAUGAGAUGAGAGGUGAAGAUCUAGAAGACUGGCCAUAUGUACGGUUGGAAGAUUCUACUCAUUUGCUGCAUGGUGUAGUGCAUGCAAAUGGUUAUGGCCACCUUCUCAGAGUUAAUGGCCGAGAAGGUGGUUCAAAAUAUUUGACUGGAUGUGAUAUAAUGGGUUUUUGGGAUCGCAUAUGCAAAAUGCUCCAUGUCAGAAAGGUCAGCGUUUUGGAUAUAUCUAAAAAAUAUGGAAUGGAGUAUCGGCUCCUCCAUGCUGUAACCGCUGGCCGUCCCUGGUAUGGGGAUUGGGGAUACAGAUUUGGUGCUGGUAGCUUUGCCCUCACUGCAGUGGCCUAUCAGAAAGCUGUGGAAACCCUCUCUAAUAUCCCGCUGUCCGUCUUCUUCUGUCAUGCCCGAUCUCCUCGCACCCCAUUGCAGAAUGUGAUUGCACUAUAUCGGUCCAUGUCUGACCAUCAAUUAGUCACAGUAGGAAAUCUCUUCUGCUAUGUGACGCGUCUGCUUCAUGAAUCUCGCGAACAAAGAAAGCCUGAAAAUCCUUUGAGCAAAUGGGCUGAAGCCACCUCAGGCGUGUCGGGUACAUGGACGAAUGAAGAUGUUGAACGAGCAGAGAAGGCUAUGGUCAAGGUUCUACGAGCCGUUGGGGGUUCCAAGUGGGUGACAUGGCGUGCCCUCAGAGGAGCCACAUUUCAGGCAAUAAAAUCCCCAGAGCUGCUUGACCAUUGCCUCAAGGAACUGGGCGGUAAGGCAAUCGGCGAUGGCACGGUUGUUGCAGCCCGACGAAAUGCUGAAACAAGUGCAAUUGAGUACAGGCUUGAGGCAGCUUCAAACCAGACAAUGACCACCAGAUACUUGUCCAGGCCAUCUGCUGAUCAGCUUCUCCAGGACCUCAAAUUCCUGUAUGAUGCUCUUCUUAGUCCUGCGACCAUGCAAUCCUACAGGCCACAAGCCACAGAGGAGGCUGCCUCCAGCUCAGCGUCAAAGCUCCUAGACUGCAAGCAGUUCAUAAAGCAUUAUGAUGAACCUGCAUCUAAUCAGUUACCGUCUGGUCAAUCUAUGCUGCCGAUCUGGUGUCAUGUUGAGUUGAUUGAUCACCCAAAGGGCUACACUACUCCCCCGCCAGAGCUGCUGAUUUUGCCAAUGACUGCCACUAUAGCUGAUCUUAAGCAACAAGCAACAAGAGCUUUUCAGGAGACUUACCUCAUCUUUCAAAGAUUCCAGGCUGAACAGUUAAUAUUAGACCGUGGAGAUGUUAGUGACUUUGCUCUUGUCAGGCAUAUACUUGGCUUAAAUGAGAUUGCUAGGAUUAGAGGAACAUGUUCAGGAGUUGACCAAAGAUUCGGGCAGUUCCGAAUGGAGAGGGGAUUGGAGAACUGGAUUGUGGACUGUGAUUGUGGUGCGAAGGAUGAUGAUGGUGAGAGGAUGAUGGCCUGUGAUGCCUGUGGGGUCUGGCAGCAUACAAGGUGUGCUGGGAUCAGCGACCAUGAUGAAGUACCAGCAAAAUAUGUUUGUAGGAAGUGCAUUCGCUUCCGCAAGUCCAAAGGCCGCAGUGGUGGGCCAAUGAAAAGGAACUCCUCUGGUGGGAUGUGCAAGGAUGAAACAGAACCUUCUAAAUCUGGUAGAUUUGGUAGCCUGACAACUGUGAGGUGAAGAUAUGUCUGUCAUUGUAAAUUUUAGCGUAUGUACAUAGAGUAGCCUAGGAUGAGAGAUGAUGACUAAAGUCUCUGCUCUGGCCUUCUUGUAGUAAGUUUCAAGGCCAUUGUCGAAACAUUUUGUUUCUCCUUAAUGAAGAAGCUAAUCUUUCCUGUAAAA
Molecule: messenger RNA, 2667 nt
Organism: Phoenix dactylifera (date palm)
Lineage: Eukaryota; Viridiplantae; Streptophyta; Magnoliopsida; Arecales; Arecaceae
Product: PHD finger protein At1g33420-like
Source: RefSeq, a predicted model, not a curated record